Molecule: messenger RNA, 1620 nt
Organism: Osmerus eperlanus (European smelt)
Lineage: Eukaryota; Metazoa; Chordata; Actinopteri; Osmeriformes; Osmeridae
Exons: 6
Coding region: 164-1096 (310 amino acids)
Molecular function (GO): signaling receptor activity
Source: RefSeq, a predicted model, not a curated record
CCUAGUCUAACUUGCGCAACACUAGGCUACCGCGAGCGUGGGCUACGUGUUUUGGGUAGUUGACUUCUCAUAACCAAUAAACUAAUAUUUGCAUUUUGCUGAAUCGACUCAGAUGCACCUUUCCACACAAGGAGGCACGUUUUAUUGUAAAUAGGCUACUAGAAUGUCGACUAAUGCGGAAUCAACCCUGUCCGACGGAAUGUAUUCCAAACUUAUUGACAAUGAGCGUUCCUAUUUAGACGAGUCUGAUGCGAGCGGUCCAGAUGUUCAACACAAUUCAGUGUUGUCGGUGACACCUUGGAGAGGGGCCUCCAGACAGGGGGGCCAGGGGUCCUACAGGUUGGCCUCCAUGUGUCUGGCUGUUCUGUGUGCUGUCCUGCUGAUCUCCCUCGUUGCGGUCAGUGCCCACUCCAGGAACCAGGCCCAAGGUCUGCCUGGCCCACAGGUUGCUCCCCAGAACCAGUCUGAAGGCCAGACCCAGAUGCAGACCCAGUCCGCUGACGUAGCGGUGCUAACAGAAUCCCUGGCCAAGCUACACAAAGAGAGAGACGACUUGCAGAAGGAGAGAGAUGACUUGCAGAAGGAGAGAGAUGACUUGCAGAAGGAGAGAGACCAGCUGCUGACCCAGACUGGGCCUCAAUCGGUAACAUCUGCCCCCAAGAGUGCUGCACCCACCAUCCCAUGUGCUCAUCCCUGGCUCCAGUUUAACAGCAGCUGCUACUACAUCUCAUCCUUCAGUGACAGUUGGGAGGAUGGUCAGAACUUCUGUCAGGAGAUGGAUGGACACCUAGCCAUCAUACACACCCCCGAGGAACAGACAUUUGUGUGGGACCAGCUGCCUCGAGGUCACUGGAACGCCUACUGGUUUGGGCUCAGUGAUGAGUCCACCGAAGAUGACUGGGUCUGGGUGGAUGGAACCAAGCUGGUUGGAGGUUUCUGGGAAAAGGGCGAGCCUAACAACCACAUCAACGAGGACUGCGGCUACAUUGUGAAGACACAGGUGCUGGAGCGCAAGGCCAUCCAGAGCUGGUACGACGCCCCCUGCUCCAUGCACUGGCCUUUCAUCUGCGAGAAAGAGAUGGGAGCACCCCAGUAGAGAAAACAAGUGCAACAUAACCUGAGGUUGUAGGCUCCAUGAAUAGAUCUUCCAUUGGGCCUCGAAAAAAUGCAUACAUAAAUGAUGGCUGUGUAACUUCAAUAUAGACAAAGGGUUAGGGUUAGAGAAUAUAGAUUGUAUAACACUAUCAAAAUAUUGAUUCAGUCAUAAGAUAGUUUGAUGAUAGAUUCCAUAAUAGAUUAUAGAUAGUUACUAGUUAUAGGUACUAACAGGGCUUUUAUUUUUUGUGUAAUUCUUCUACAGUGUUUUAUAGUUUUUCUUGUUUUUGUAUUUGAAAGUCCUAGGGUUCUUGUGUUGUGGGUGUGAGGCUUUAACCACUAUCUCUCUUAAUGGGAAUUUUCUCCAUUGAAAGUUUAUCCAUUUAUCAAGUUGGGGUUUUGUUCAAAUGUAAAAUGCCUCCUAAUGUCAAAUGACUUGUAAUUGUAUCACGUUAAAUGACUCAGUAAUGGCUGUAAAUUAGACAUGUAAAUGCACUUGUCCCAAACAUUGUAAGAAACCUUGCA